Molecule: messenger RNA, 9350 nt
Organism: Centrocercus urophasianus (Greater sage-grouse)
Lineage: Eukaryota; Metazoa; Chordata; Aves; Galliformes; Phasianidae
Gene: PPM1L
Product: protein phosphatase, Mg2+/Mn2+ dependent 1L
Exons: 4
Coding region: 67-1149 (360 amino acids)
Biological process (GO): protein dephosphorylation
Molecular function (GO): protein serine/threonine phosphatase activity; cation binding
Source: RefSeq, a predicted model, not a curated record
CCUCGAGCCCGUCCCGUCCGCCGGGAGCGCGUUGCAUGGUGUGGGGAUACACGGUCUCGAUAAUAAAUGAUAGAGGAUACAAUGACUUUGCUGUCUCUGCUGGGUCGGAUCAUGCGUUACUUCUUGCUCAGACCGGAGACCCUGUUCUUGCUGUGCAUCAGCCUGGCUCUGUGGAGUUAUUUCUUCCACACGGAUGAGGUGAAAACCAUUGUUAAGUCCAGCAGGGAUGCGGUGAAGAUGGUGAAGGGCAAGGUGGCCGAGAUCAUGCAGAAUGACAGGCUCGGGGGACUGGACGUGCUGGAUGCCGAGUUCUCCAAGACCUGGGAGUUCAAGAGCCACAACGUGGCUGUCUAUUCCAUCCAAGGCCGGAGGGAUCACAUGGAGGACAGGUUCGAAGUAAUCACCGACCUGGUGAACAAGACUCAUCCCUCCAUCUUCGGGAUAUUUGAUGGGCACGGAGGAGAGUCAGCAGCAGAGUAUGUGAAGUCCCGCCUGCCCGAAGUCCUGAAACAACAUCUUCAGGACUAUGAGAGGGACAAGGAGAACAGUGUGAUGUCCUAUCAGACCAUCCUGGAACAGCAGAUUUUAUCAAUUGAUCGAGAAAUGCUGGAAAAAUUGACUGUAUCCUAUGAUGAAGCAGGCACAACUUGUUUGAUCGCCUUGCUGUCAGACAAAGAGCUCACUGUGGCCAACGUUGGUGAUUCGCGAGGCGUGCUGUGCGACAAGGACGGGAAUGCCAUCCCCCUGUCACACGACCACAAGCCCUACCAGCUGAAAGAGAGGAAGAGGAUUAAAAGAGCCGGUGGAUUUAUCAGCUUUAACGGCUCCUGGCGCGUUCAGGGCAUCCUGGCCAUGUCCCGCUCCUUAGGAGAUUACCCUCUGAAGAACCUGAACGUUGUCAUUCCUGACCCCGAUAUUCUCACCUUUGACCUGGACAAACUGCAGCCAGAGUUCAUGAUCCUGGCAUCUGAUGGUCUGUGGGAUGCCUUCAGCAACGAGGAAGCCGUGCGAUUCAUCAAGGAACGCUUGGAUGAGCCACACUUUGGAGCCAAGAGUAUAGUUCUACAGUCAUUCUACAGAGGGUGUCCCGAUAACAUAACAGUGAUGGUGGUGAAGUUCAGGAAUAGCAGCAAAACAGAAGAACAGUAAUUACCAGUGGUUCUUUGCCUCGCCGAACUUAAAACAAACUCUUACAUUUUAAACAUAGUGGAAAGCUCUAGUAAAUCCCAUUAAGAUUCCACACAGAACAGAUUCCUCUGGGCUUUGUUCUUUGCUUAACAAAAGGAGCAAUACAACAAAUACAUUCUGUGUGAUGAUAAGAAUUAAGUUUCUUCACAAGCACCUGUCUCCUGUGACCUUGCUGCUCCUUAGAAGCCAACUGUAAUCUUUCAUUUCAGAAUUUCCUUUACAAAUCCCAUGUAUGCUUUUCAUUUCUCACCUCUCCUUUCUAAAAGGGGUUCGUUCAGACACACGGCAGGGUCAGGGCAGAACUGCUGCUUAAUAGCAAGGAUAGGAAUGAUGUUGCUUUUUCACUCGUAGAUGUGACUGUGUUUCAGAACAAUGCUCUAAUGUUUCUCAUCUCUUUUUUAAUCUGCGCUGAUAAGGUCGUGUUGGAAAAGCUUGUAGUUGUUGGUCUGUUAUGAAGGAGGGAAAGGAGCCAACUGCUAGUCUGUUAUCACAGAACUGGCUCUCACACCUUGUUUUUUCCACCCUCAAUUAAACAAAUCCCUGCCAAGCAUGUGGUCAGGUAUAGCUACUGAAUUACCUGCAGACAGGUUUAUUCAGCCUGUGCAUUCCUUUAAUAACAUUUAUUCUAUGCCAUGUUGUAAUGUUAAGCUCCAUCAAAAUACUCUGAAGUCUGUCACCUUCUCUGUCAAAAAAAUAGCUCUUGUGAUAGAAGAAUGAGUGCCAUUCACUGGGACUCCUUCCUGUUAGGUUCCUGGCAUGGACUUUUCACAGUCAAGUAAGAAAACAAUGCAAGAUAAAAUUAAUUUCAUUAGUAUUUGUAAAACUAAUCAGAGCAGAGUGCUCUAUAGAGCUGCCUAGAUGGAAGCCAUGGCUACGAAAUCUUUGUACCGCUGCAGAUUAAUUUGUGGUUUUAAUCUGGGGGAAGACCACUGUAGGACUGAUUUUUGGCAUAGUGUAUAAAUGCCAGACAGUGUAAUUGCACUGUUCAGUUGAAAGCUUGUGAUAAAUCUAGAUAAAAAUAUUUUUUUAACUUUCAAUAUUUAAUUAUACUUUGGAAUCUGUGACUGUUGUCUAAGCUGUGCAUCUGAUAACUCAGUUGGCUGCUUCACAAGCAAGUGGCAGCAGUGCUGGUGUACAGGACGUGUUUCAGAGGAACACGUCAGGGCUGAGGUAGAUGUUAAUAUUUUGGGUGGCUUGCUUCCCUCUAUUAUGUCCCCUGGGAUUCCUUCCCUUCAAAACAAGGUCCUCUGGAUGAUCCGCUGAUCUCUUGUCCGCAGGGUAGUGGAGGCUCUCAGUCCUUGGGCCCUGAGCUAAAGCAGGGCUGUCACGUGGCAACUGACGCUGUCUGUUUCUUGAAGAUACACAGUCAGUUAGAUGAAAAACUGCCUUGUGCUUAUCACCCACCGGGAGUGUUUUCUGAGAAGGGGGCUUGCUGGUCUCAAAUGCUCUCAUCUGCUGUGGUUGUGCUGGGCAGGUAUGAUAUCUCUCAAGACAGAAAUGAAAGAGCACAAAUUCUGCUUUCCACUCAAGAAAGAAUUCUCAUCGUAAGCCUUUUCAGUUUGAUUUCUAGAUGAUCUCUUCCCUAACAACCUUCCUUUCUUUAGUUUGUUUGGGGAUCUUAGUGACAAGGGCACUGACGGCGCCCUUCCGAUUGUGUUCAUGUCCUUACAUGUCUACAUUCUCUCCUUCAAAACUGUGAGUAGGAUUUUUGGGCUCUGAGUAAUGGUUAAUGCAUGCCAGUGAGCAACAGCAGCAAGAAAGGGUGCAGCGUGCUCUGAUAGCCCCCUGCACUGCCCUCCCCAGAGGAUGGAAGGUUUCAGAUGUUUUUAAUCGCUUGAACAGGACGGACAGCAUUCAGUUAAUUUUAAAUGCAAUUGUGCAGUUAAAUGGAGAGGGUAACAAACGCUAAUAAUUGCAGACUGCUUCGGUUAUUUAAUUUUGAAAUAAGUAUUUGAGGUCAAAUGUUGCAAAAUGAGAACCUUGUGUGGUAUUUUCAUGGGAGUGCUUCCUCAUGGACUCAGUAAUGCUGCAGCAGCAGUAUCAAAACUGUGCUCUGGGCAGAGCUCAUGGUGCGUGUAGCAUUUGCCUUUCCUUUCUCCUUCACAGAUGAUGUUUCUGUUGCACUGGCUUUUCUUUGUAGAACAGAGACUGGAUGUUUGUCAAACAGCUGCCCAGGGAAAAGAAGAAUUAGAUGUAGCAGUUCACAGAAGGCUAAAGCUGAGAAGUUUGUACAGCUGCUACAAAUCCUUCACAGGCUGUAGAGAAGUUGGAAGCAGAACAAUGGUCAGCUCCAAGAAAAAAAUGACAGACUAAUGCCACUUCAGAGAAAAGAUUCUGGCUGCCAGUAAACCUCUCUGCAGCUCACGUUCUCAAGUUGUCAAGUAUUGCUGAGGAAUUGCAGACCUUCUCUGGAGCACGGCUAGCCCUCCGGUUGCUCUACUGAGAUGGAUGGGAAGAGGAGGUGAUGGGAAAUGUGUGCGUUCACAGACUCUGGCAGCUGCCAUGAGGAAGCUGUGGGACAGUGGCACAGUCUAGGAGUAAAGUGGGCUCCUGCAUGGCUUGCUGAAAGGGUUUAAGAAACCCCAGAGUACAGUACAAAACUGUUUUGCAGACUUCAUUCACUCACAUGGCCAUCCAGUCAGUUACUGGAACAGCCCUAUUUCUACCUUUGAGUGUUUGCAGUUGCAACGGCAGUCAAUGUAGCACUUUUAAUUUUCUCUGCAACACUCCCACCUCUUUGGCAGCUCCCUUUUCUGGCUGAAGGUGUUCAGGCCAAUGACCUCUCGUAAGGCUGAAGCUACUUUAGGGCAUGGUGGUGAUGGGUUGAUGGUGGGACUAGCUGAUCCUAGAGGACUUUUCCCACCUUUACUGUGUCCAUGAUUCUAUACUUACAGCUACUUCAGGUUUAAAAAGAUGAAGGACUAAUGAAGAUGACAGGCUUUGUGCAUCUUCCUAAUAUGCAGUGCCUACCCAUGUUACUCAUUAGAGGUCUUCUAAGAAGCUUGCUAAUCUGGUUCUAGGUUUCCAGUCAUGCUGAUUUGUGCCAAAUUCUGUUGUGUCACAUACAGCUGUUGGGUGACAAGAUCAGCUAAUGCACACAGUGCUGUACGGCCUGACAGAUCCCCCACUGCUCUGAUAUACCCCAUCUAUCCUAUGUGCUACAUCUGGAAAGAAAUAUCCCCAGUGUCAGAGCUGAGCAACAGAACGUGGUCCAGCAUUGCAGAGGUAGCAAUUUCCACGCUCCAUCCAGUGCUGCUUUCCUGCCUAGGCUCCUGCCCAAAGAAGGGAUGCACAUUUUGGUUACAUCUCAGAGCUCCCUGAUUCCUGUGUUUGUAAAAGUCUUGUGAUGGUUAAGCCAGAGUAGUUCCAUCGGUGACAUCUGUUCUUCAAGCAGGUGCUGAUAUAUCAAACUGCUGCCAAAGAGCAUCUUUUAUAAGGUCCAAUCCGAAAUAAAGAGCUUAGGCUCUUAAUGCCACUGUAAACAUCAGUGUAGCCCUGUGAUAGAGAUGCUGCCAUGUCGUGUGGAUGACGGACUGGUACGGCCUUAGAAAGGCUGCUCCUCCCGGCAGCGGCAGGGCUUCCAGCGCGGCCAUUGGCGCUCCCGCAGCGGAGGGAAUGCCAGCCGUGGUCUCACAGCGCCGCCCAGCGGCAGGGAUCAGCGGUGAGCCCUGCUGGGCUGCUCUGCUCUGGAAGCGCGUUUGGAAAACGUGAUGUCGGAGUGCGUUGUGCCUUGUGCACAUGUGCGCUGUGAGGUCAAUGCGGACCGUCCUCCCAGCUGCUAAAGCAGCACAGAAAAACACGUGCAGCCAUAGGCAUAGCUAAGAAAUGCAGGCACUUGGUUGCUGAAACUGUGUGAAGCAGCCUGGCAUACCAUAACAAUGCCCUGCAUCCCCUGCCAGCUACUGACUUGUGAACAGAAGGUCAGUACCAACACUACUGCUAAUAUUACAGCAUGAUGCCUUUUACAUGCAGUAGAAUGAAAGUUGUGCAGAUUUUAGAGUACAGAAGGCCGUUAACUUAAACACCACAUCAGCCUGAAGUAACAGUGCUUGCUGCAUUACGUCACCUCAGAAUAUACGACACCCUCGCUUUAUAUACUAUUAAUCUACCGCUAGUGUCUCUAAUAAUUACUUGAUAUAGAGAAACAUUUCAUGAAGGCUUAUAUCAAAGUAAAAACCCAGCUCGUCAGCUUGCAUUCUAGGCAGUAAGUUUUUAGGCCUCUAUCCUGCAAUCUGGCCAUACAAAACUGUGAGAUUAGAAGCUAGAAAAUUCUGCUGAAGUUUGACAACCAUUCAGACCAGAGCUGCUGCCCCUCAGUGCUGUCCACGUUUAACUUACCUUUCUAAAUCUGUGGAGUCAUAUCCAAUGCUACCUAAUGAGAUAUUCACAAUUAAAUCUGUAUUGAUUUGAAUUUUAGUUACCUUAAUUUAUAUAGUACCAACAGGCUUGGGUAAGCAGCAGCUUUAAAUCCAGUUUUGCCCUAGGUAGCAGUGUCCUGGGCAUCAGUUUGUCUCUGGUUAUACAGAUGUUUUAGAUGUAUUUUGCUCUGUUAAGCAAAACGUGUGCUGCCAAAGCAGUUGAAGUUUGUCUAAAGCCAUAAAUAGAAGGUUAAGUCAAGAGCAAAUCUUAACUAACGUUUUGAAAUCCACGUUUAUGAGCAGGUCGGCUCCUAUAUCUGAUAUUAAGGAUGAACUCUAAACUGGUUGAGCAAUAGGGAAAUGAAGCACUUGGUCCUGCACGUAAAGGACUGGCCGUGUCUGAAGCCUGUGGGGACAGUUAGCACUUCUUGGGACAAAGAUGCUCAGCAUUCCACUUCAGCCUGGAUUCCAGCAAGCUAAACAAGCCAUCAGUUUCAGUGUUACAGAGAUGUAGAUGUGGGACUGUCAAACAUUGCUCUGUGCAUUCCUGCACUGUAGUCAGGGGGGUGAGAGUACUGCAGGUGCACUUUAACUGCAUGAGCUUUAAUCCUGGAAACAAGAACUGUCAUGAAGUCAGGCUGGACAGGCUGGCAGUCAAAUUCCUGCUCAGCACCCCAGCAAGCAAGGCUGUGCAAAUGCCUCCUCCACUGAUAGACUGUGACUGCAAAACCACUGCUACCCACAGUGCUUGGAAGCGCUCUCAAAGAACAACAAACUAAUUAGGAAAAUGAACUGCACAUGAGGAUUCUGUAAGGGCAGUGCAGAUGUUUCUUAGAGAAAAGCCCACAGAGCAGAACACACAAGAUAAGAAAAUCACAAUGUUUAAGCAAUUUGUCUCAGCGAAGGCAGCUUCCAUUGAGCGUAACAGUGCUGUUUUAUCUUACAGGAGAGCCUCUUCAGGCUUCUUUUUAACAUUUUUUCUCUCAAAGCCAGAAGUGUUCUUAAGAUUACAUCUUCACUGCAAGCUCGGAGGAGACUGCACUUUCCUCUUGCUUUAAGGACCACCACAACCAAAGCAUUACUGAGAGGAGCAGACAGGGCUUCAGGCUGUCGUCCCAGUCAGGCUGCAGGCUGGGAUGCACACAGCAGCCACACGCCAUCGUCACUCACUAUAAAAAAACUUCGUUCAGGUCAUUGGGAUUAAUGAAGCCUGGAAAAUUAAUGAGCUGCGUAGCAACUGUCAGAAGGCUGGAGGUAAACAGCGCUUAGAGACAGAAACUGUCCCAGCAGAGGUCACCCGGGGUGAACUCUGUGUUUUAAAGGCUUGUUUGACUGGAGGACAACUAAGUCCCAGAGCCCCAGCACUGCAGGUGGCCAGAGAGCCUGCUUUGGCACGGGUUGGACUAGAUGAUCUCUGGAGGUCCCUUCCAGCCCCUACAGUUCUGUGAGUCUGGGUGACUCUGUGAAACUGUGCUAUAAAACACAUUUCCUCCUAGUUGCAGGUUUGUACGGACUAGCUGAGAAUCAUGUAACAGUAUUUCAAGGAGAGAAACUACUGAGAAAGCGAUUUUUAGAAACCCAGUACGUGGACAGGGGGAAGGGGUGAGUUCUGUUUGCUUUUUACAAGCUUAGGUUUCCUUAGAGUAAGGACUCAGUUACACAUAACCACGAAACAAACCAUCUGCCUUGCUUCACUUGAACUCUGUUUGCUUUCCUUCUUACACGGAGCACAUUUGGGUAUGGCAAAGCACAGCAACUGCUUUAAAACUCUCUGCAGUCUAUGAGCAUCAUCUCUUACCCCAACACCUCUGCCUUAUGCAGGCUGUAGACAAAGCAGCCCAAAUGGCACACGCCAGUCAAAAAAUAGAGAUGAAAAACAGGGGGUAGAGCUCUGCCUCCCAAACGCCCUUGGCGUGUCUAACAUAUCUGGCAGACAGAUCAGGAAUUCAGUGUUGCAGUCUGAUUAACCUCCAGUCAGUUUCUAGUUUAAUUUGAAAGAAAUAGGAUAAAUUUACAUUAUUUUAAUGUGCAUCCAGAUGUUGAGCUCCUUACUGCUAAGACACUUCAAUGCAAGUUCAUUGUAACUAGACGAUGUAAAACAUAGAUGCUUCAAACUAAGUCAUCUUAAUGCUGAAGUGACUACAGAGAACAAGGCCUCUGAAUCUGCACACUGCUUCCUGACUGAAUUGAACAGCACCUUGAACCAUUUUGACUUACAGACUCCUAUGGACGCUGCACAGGAUUGGCACUGUACACCGUAAGCUCCUCUUGCUAUGCACCCAGAAGCAGUUUCCAAACAUCUUUGUCCAACCAAUUAUUCCACUUUUCAAGAUAGAAAGCCCCCAGUUUUCAUAUUAAAAUCACAGUUCCUUGGAAUCCUUCUUGAAUAUGGUUGAGACUUGCGUGCAUAAGGCUCUUAGGAUGUGGAAAAAAUUUAGCCUAUAGUUCGUGAUUCAUUUUCUGUAAACUGCUUUAAGCAGAUGCUAUGAAAUUUGCACCCACUGCUGACUGAAAUACUGACAUGACUCCCCAAUGGUUUUUUUUACCUCUUGCAUGGCAGCUCACACCAGACUCUCCCAGUAGUUGCUUUAAGCAGACGUGUGACCUUAGUUAUGCAUUAUUACAGUCCUUUAAGCAAUAAUAAGGUUGGGUUCAAAUAUGAAUUGUAUCUGGGAAUGAGUUUUUACAAAAAACUCGAGCGCAGAUUCAGUAAUGCUUUACAGUGCAACCUUCUUGCAGAAUUGAUGUCAUCUGAAGUUACGGUGUCAGGUGGCAUAAGAGAUGGCCGUUGCAAACCUGCAUCUGAGAAAGCAGAAGCCCUGUAGUUCUGGAGCACCAACAUGACAGUGCUGGCUUGGUGACACGCACACUUUUCCUGCAGUGCUGUGCAGCCAUUUCUCCACCACAGGCGUUUUGCUCUCACCAGGAGCGCUGUCUGCUCUCCCUGCCCAGCUGCUGAAUGUUGCACAGUCUUUCACAGUCACGUUCUUUUUGAAGAAGCAAUACAAACUGUACUGUGGUGCCAGUGCUCUUGUGCGAAACCAUUUAUUUCUAAGCAUGUAACAUGGCAGGCGUGAAAGCAAAACAAGAAGGCUUUUUUAUUUCCACGUAGAAACAACCAACAAACAGUUCACAUUGCUGACAGAGCUCCCUGGAGCUGAGCGCAGUGCUACCAACCGUGGAGCCCAAACCCAGAGGAACAGCUGCAGCUUCCUCUGCUUCAGGAGCCACCUGGCAUUCUUUCCUCAGUUGUGCAAUACUGUAUCUUUAGCUAUUAGUUUAACAGCAGCAACAAAAUCCAAUUUUGAAAAACUUUGACCUUCUUGGCAAACAUUCUUAGAACACUGAAGUCUGAAGUACUUGUCUAGACAAUAUUCUCUCCAAGACAUCAUUUUUGUAUUUCAAAAAGUAAUGUCCUAUAACUCCACUGUAAAACCAUGUACAGUUACGGAAAAGACAGAAGUCAGUACUGACCGUUACCACAAUGUAACAAAAGCAUUGGUGAAACCUCAGCCUGGGUACUGGAGGUUUCUGCACCUCUUCUAAUUUGUCUCUAAGAGACUAUCUGAAAGACAGCCAAAUGUAAAUACGUCGUAACGUUAGCUGGAGAACAAAAGGUGGCAGUGCUCUGUCAUUCUAGAUGUACAGGAUGUAACUACAGUAUCUUCACUGUGUAUUAGAUGUGUCUAGGAUAAUUGUUCAUGCAAUUGCAAAUUCUGUAUUGCUGUCAAUUAAAAGUGUAAACUACUGAAACCUUGGCCUUGCUGGUAUGAAUAAAGUGGUUAAAAUACCCAUCUUUACAGA